AUACAGAAACUCUCAAAAUGAGACGCACAAGUCUAUUAGGCACCCUUCUUAUAGCAAACGUGCUCAUGGCAACACGUCUCUCCCUUACUUUCUCUCGUUCCAUUCCCCCAUUACUCCUAACCCGCACUUCUUGUUCCAUUUCAAACCUCAAACAAUUCCCCAAAUCCCAUCCUUGUCCUCUCUGGUCUUCCUCAUUCUCCUUCUGCCUCCAUAGACUCCACAAGUCUACUUCUCCUCUUCGCGCUUCUUCUUCUUUUUCUUCUUCUCCCUUCAUGGCUGCUUCUUCACCCAACGGCGUCAUCGAAGACAACCCUCUUCUGCAAAACUUCGACUUCCCACCCUUCGAUGUCGUCGAGCCCAAGCACGUGCGACCCGGAAUUCGCGCUCUCCUCGGCGAGCUGGAACGUGAAUUGGAAGAUCUGGAACGAAAUGUGGAACCGUCGUGGCCAAAGUUGGUGGAACCGUUGGAGAAGAUAGUUGAUCGGUUAUCUGUUGUUUGGGGCAUGGUCAAUCAUCUAAAGGCUGUUAAGGAUAGUUCUGAGUUACGUUCUGCUAUUGAAGAUGUGCAGGCAGAGAAGGUUAAGUUUCAGCUUAGACUGGGUCAAAGCAAGCCUAUUUAUAAUGCGUUCAAAGCCAUUCGAGAGUCUCCUGAUUGGCAGACACUUAGUGAUGCUCGUAAGCGCAUUGUUGAAAGCCAAAUAAAGGAGGCGGUUUUGAAUGGAGUUUCCCUUGAAGAUGAUAAAAGAGAAAGUUUUAACAAAAUUGAACAGGAACUGGAAAAGUUAUCACAAAAGUUUGGGGAGAAUGUUCUAGAUGCAACAAAGAAGUUUGAAAAACUAAUCACUGAUAAGAAGGAAAUUGAAGGAUUACCUGCUACUGCACUUGGGUUGGCUGCACAAAGUGCAGUAACCAAGGGGCAUGAAAAUGCCACUGCUGAGAAUGGGCCAUGGGUAAUUACAUUGGAUGCCCCUAGUUUUAUUGCUGUUAUGCAACAUGCUCGCGACCGAUCUUUGCGUGAGGAGAUAUAUCGUGCAUAUGUAUCACGGGCAUCUACUGGAGAUUUGGAUAAUACAGAAAUAAUAAAUCAAAUUUUAAAGCUAAGGUUGGAAAAGGCCAAACUUCUCAACUACAAUAACUAUGCUGAGGUUAGCAUGGCAACCAAAAUGGCAACUGUUGAUAAAGCCGAAGAACUUCUUGAAAAGCUUCGCAGAGCUUCCUGGGAUCCUGCAGUGCAAGAUAUUGAAGACCUUAAGGAAUUCUCCAAAAGUCAGGAUGCAUUAGAAGCUAGUGAUUUGACUCAUUGGGACAUUACCUUUUGGAGUGAGAGGCUACGCGAGUCAAAAUAUGAUAUUAAUGAGGAAGAGCUGCGUCCCUUUUUCUCUCUGCCGAAGGUUAUGGACGGUCUCUUUAAACUUGCAAACUCACUUUUUGGCAUUGAAAUUGAACCAGCUGAUGGUGUAGCUCCGGUCUGGAAUAAUGAUGUCAAGUUCUUCCGUGUUAAGGAUUCUUCUGGUAGGCCAAUUGCGUAUUUUUAUUUUGAUCCUUAUAGUCGUCCUGCAGAAAAAAGACAAGGUGCAUGGAUGGAUGAAGUCUUUGCUCGGAGUCGUGUAUUAUCACGUGAUGGUACCUCAGCAAGGUUGCCCGUUGCUCACAUGGUGUGCAAUCAAACUCCUCCAGUAGGAAACAAGCCAAGUCUAAUGACAUUCCGUGAGGUGGAAACUGUCUUCCAUGAAUUUGGUCAUGCACUUCAGCAUAUGCUUACCAAACAAGAUGAGGGUCUGGUUGCUGGUAUUAGAGGAAUAGAGUGGGAUGCUGUUGAAUUACCUUCUCAGUUCAUGGAAAACUGGUGUUACCACAGAGAAACAUUAAUGGGCAUUGCAAAGCAUUUUGAAACUGGUGAGAGUCUUCCUGAAGAAGUAUAUUUGAAGCUUGUUGCUGCUAGGACUUUUCGAGCUGGCUCUCUAAGUCUUCGACAGUUAAAAUUCGCAAGUCUAGAUCUGGAACUUCAUACAAAAUAUGUUCCUGGGGGACCCGAGUCCAUCUAUGAUGUUGACCGCAGAGUUUCUGAGAAAACUCAAGUGAUUCCUCCAUUACCAGAGGACAGGUUCCUUUGCAGCUUUAGCCAUAUAUUUGCAGGUGGAUAUGCAGCUGGAUACUAUAGCUACAAGUGGGCUGAGGUGCUGUCUGCAGAUGCUUUCUCAGCAUUUGAGGAUGCUGGAUUGGAUAAUGACAAGGCUGUUAAAGAAACGGGGCACAGGUUCCGGGAGACCAUUCUUGCUCUUGGAGGUGGCAAGGAACCACUGGAUGUUUUUGUGCAAUUCCGUGGCCGAGAACCAACACCAGAUGCAUUGCUUAGGCACAAUGGCCUAUUACCAGUUGCAGCUUCAUGAUAUAGUUGCCACUUUUAUACUUAAUAUAAAUGGGACUCAAUUACGGAAAGAAAAACAGGGAAUCGUACUUUUUUCAUUUAUAGUUUUUCUUACUCUUUUGAGUUUGCUUUUACGACACUCAAAGGAAUUUAAAUUUGAAAAAUGAUUAUUCUGCCA
Messenger RNA from Vigna angularis (adzuki bean), 2546 nucleotides. Its product is annotated as probable cytosolic oligopeptidase A. The record is from RefSeq and is a predicted model, not a curated record. Gene Ontology annotation, molecular function: metalloendopeptidase activity. Gene Ontology annotation, biological process: proteolysis; peptide metabolic process. Gene Ontology annotation, cellular component: chloroplast. Bases 18 to 2390 code for a protein of 790 amino acids. The transcript is spliced from 17 exons. NCBI's taxonomy places the organism in Eukaryota, Viridiplantae, Streptophyta, Magnoliopsida, Fabales, Fabaceae.